CAAAAACAAAACGUUGAAGGCAGGAGAGUACUCUAGUUUCUCGUCCCCGCUUCCCCUCCCGUCUUCUAUCGAAUACUCCUUUAGUCCUUUUUCAUAUUUGGUUCUCUCUUUCUCUGUUAAAUCUCGUUUUAGGGUUUUGCUGCUUUGAUUAGGGUUUUGCGUUAAUACGAGCAGGAUGCCGUUAUUCCUCACGGAUGAGGAAUUCUUUCGGUGUUCUAACGAUGUUUCUGUGGUUGUCGAUAAGGCAGAUUCGUAUAUCAAAGAUCUUUAUAGACAAAUCGAGACACUAAAAGCACAAGCUGAUGCUUCAUCGAUAACCGCUGAACAAACUUGUUCACUUCUUGAACAAAAAUAUGUUUCUCUUACUUCUGAUUUUGCCAAACUUGAAGGGGAGAAGGAACAACUGGCUGUUACACUUGAACAACACAUUUCUGAUGUUGCCGAACUUCAGUCUCAGAAACACCAACUUCAUCUUAAAUCUAUUGGUAGAGAUGGAGACGUUGAGAGAUUAUCCAUUGAAGUUUCUGAGCUUCACAAGUCUAAUAGACAGUUACUUGAAUUGAUCGAACAAAGAGAUGCGGAGAUUACGGAGAAGAAUUCCACUUUAAAGAUAUAUCUGGAAAAAAUUGUGAAUCUUACAGACAAUGGUUCUCAAAGAGAAGCUCGCAUUCAUGACAUCGAAGCGGAAAUAGCACGUUCUAAUGCAGCGGUAGCUCGUUUAUCACAGGAGAAAGAAUUGACUGAGAGGCACAGUGUUUGGCUUAAUGACGAGUUAACAGCCAUGGUAAACAGCCUGAAUGAGCUACGCCGAUCGCAUAACGAACAUGACUCCCAGAUUUCCUCCAAGCUUGCCAAUGUUCAAAGGGAAUAUGAUGAGUGCUCUAGAUCAUUAAAGUGGAAUGAAGAAAGAGUGAGGGUGCUUGAAAUGAGUUUAACAUCAAUGCAAGAGGAAUUAUGUUCAUGCAAAGAUGCUGCUGCUGUGAAUGAGGAGCGCUACUCUGCUGAAAUGUCAACGGUUACAAAGCUGGUUGAACUCUAUAAAGAGAGUUCUGAGGAAUGGUCAACAAAGGCAGGGGAGCUAGAGGGUGUGAUCAGGGCAUUGGAGACACAUUUGGAUCAAGUUGAAAAUGGUUAUAAAGAGAAGCUUGAGAAGGAAGUAGCCACAAGAAAUGAGAUUGAAAAGGAAGCAAACAACUUGAAAGAUAAACUUGAAAAGUGUGAAGCAGAAAUUGAAAGUAAUAGGAAAUCUGGCGAGUUGAGUCUUGUUCCAUUCAGCAGUUAUGGUGAUGAAAGACUGAUAUGUGGGAUGGAGGAUGAGAGAAGUGGGGAUAACAGUAUGAUCGUCCCUAAAAUCCCAGCAGGCAUUUCAGGAACGGCAUUGGCGGCAUCACUUUUGCGCGACGGAUGGAGUCUAGCUAAAAUGUAUGAGAAGUAUCAAGAGGCCAGCGAUGCAUUACAACAUGAAAGGCUAGGACGAAAGCAAUCGCAAGCUGUUUUGGAAAAGGUGUUGUUUGAAAUUGAGGAGAAAGCUGAAAUCAUUUUGGACGAACGAGCUGAACAUGAAAGAAUGGUUGAAGCAUAUUCUAAGAUGAAUCAAAAGUUGCAGCAGUCGCUCUCGGAACAGGUUAAUAUUGAGGGCACCAUUCGAAAUUUGAAGGCUGACCUUAGGAGACAGGAGCGUGAAUAUAAUACAGCACAGAAAGAAAUUGCUGACCUUCAGAAACAGGUGACUGUUCUUCUCAAGGAAUGCCGAGAUAUUCAACUACGUUGUGGGUCUACAAGCCAUAUGGAUCCCGACGACUAUGUUACCAGCACAUCGAUGGAGAUGACUUUUGAUUCUGAUGUUGAAAAGGUUAUUUCGGAACGCUUGUUGACCUUCAAGGAUAUAACAGGGCUGGUUGAGCAGAAUGUACAGCUCCGAAGUCUUGUACGCAAUCUCUCUGAUCAGAAUGAUACAAGAGAUGCGGAGUUAAAGGAGAGGUUUGAAAUGGAGUUACGUAAACAGGCUGAUGACGCUGCAUCCAAGGUUACUACUGUCUUGAAAAGGGUGGAGGAGCAAGGAAACAUGAUAGAGUCACUUCACAACUCUGUUGCAUUGUAUAAAAGAUUAUAUGAAGAGGAACAGAAGCGGCACGACACACAGCCUCAUUCUGCUGGGGCAGUUCUAGCAGAACAUGGAAGAAAAGACCUUAUGCUACUCUUCGAAGGUUCUCAGGAGGCUAGUAAGAAAGCACACGAGCAAGCUCUUCAACGUGCUAGACAUCUUGAAGUAGAGAUGGCUAAAUCUAGGAGUGAGAUUAUAUCAAUAGGGCUUGAGCGUGAUAAGUUAGCCAUGGAAGUGAACUUCGCGCGAGACAGACUCGAUAAUUUUAUGAAAGAGUUUGAUCAUCAGAGAGAUGAAACCAUUUCAGUUAAAGCUAGAAAUAUUGAGUUCUCUCAACUGAUUGUUGAAUAUCAACGGAAGCUACGUGACAGUUCUGAUUCUGUGAAUGCCUCGGAGGAGCUUUCACGAAAGUUAACUAUGGACGUGUCCAUCUUGAAGCAUGAAAAGGAAAUGUUGUUAAAUUCUGAGAAAAGAGCUUCUGAGGAAGUGCUUAGGUUGUCAGAGAGAGUUCACCGUCUUCAGGCAAGUUUGGAUACUAUUCAGAGUGCAGAGGAAGUCCGUGAGGAAGCUAGAUCAAUGGAAAGAAGAAGGCAGGAGGAGCAGUUAAACCGUGCUGAGAGGGAAUGGGCUGAAGCUAAGAGAGAACUUCAAGAUGAACGGGAUAAUGUUCGGAGUCUUACACUUGACAGGGAACAGACAAUAAAACACGCAAUGAGACAGGUCGAGGAAAUAGGAAAACAAUUGGCUGAUGCAUUGCAUGCUGUUGCUGCGGCUGAGGCUAGGGCAGCGGUAGCUGAGGCUAGGUGCUCAAAUUUGGAAGCAAGUCUUAAAUCUACUCAAAAUAAGGAACUUGAGAUGGAUCGGAGUUCUGAUCCUUCUAAUUCCUCAACAAGUGAGCAGGAGCCAGUUGACCUGCUCAAAGCAAAACAAGAAAUGGGAAGACUCAAAGAAGAAGCCCAAGUUAACAAAGAGCACAUGCUUCAGUAUAAAAGCAUAGCACAAGUUAACGAAGCUGCCUUGAAGCAAAUAGAAUCCGCACAUGAGAAAUUUAAGGCUGAGACUGAGAAGCUAAAAAAGUCGUUGGAAGCUGAAAUUGUCUCACUGAGAGAAAGGGUCUCUGAACUUGAAAAUGAUUGUGUUUCAAAAUCCAAAGAAGUUGUCAAUGCCGUCACAGGGAAAGAAGAAGCACUUGAUGCUGCAUUAGCUGAAAUUAGUAAUCUCAAGGAAGAUAUAUCCUUAAAAACCUCUAAAAUGAUGGCGAUGGAACUUCAGUUAUCCUCGUUAAAAGAAGAUUUGGGGAAAGAGAAUGAACGAUGGCGGAAUGCUCAGAAUAACUAUGAAAGACAGGUUAUUCUGCAGUCUGAUACAAUUCAAGAGCUGACAACAACAUCACAGGCCUUGGGCUCACUGCAACUGGAAGCAUCUGAUUUGCGGAAAUUGGCAGAUGCCCGUAAGAAUGAAAUUGACAUACUUAGAGCAACCUGGGAAACAGAGAAAGCAGUAUUGGAGCAAUUAAAGAAUGAAAGCGAGAAGAAUUACGCUGAAAUUAAUGAACAGAACAAGAUACUGCAUAAUCACCUGGAGGCUUUACACAUUAAAGUGGCUGAAAAAGAGCGAAGUUGUUUCGGUGGAUCUUCCGGAAGCACAGAUUCAGCUCAACACGGUGAUCUUGACCUACAAAGUGUAGUCCAUUAUCUCCGGCGGUCGAAAGAAAUAGCGGAAACAGAGAUUUCAUUGUUAAAGCAAGAAAAUCUAAGACUGCGGUCUCAGCUUGAGUCUGCCUUGAAAGCAUCUGAGACGGCUCAAUCGUUGCUUCAGUUGGAACGUGCCAAUUCUAGGUCAUUGAUAUUUAGCGAUGAAGAGUUCAAGUCCCUUCAGAUUCAGGUCAGAGAGAUAAAUUUGCUCCGGGAAAGCAAUAUUCAACUUAGAGAGGAAAACAAGAACAACUUUGAGGAAUGUCAGAAAUUGCGUGAAAUAACUCGAAAGGCUAGAAUUGAGGCUGAACAUUUGGAAACCCUGCUGAGGGAGAAGCAAAUUACAGUUGAGUCCAACCAGAAAGAAAUUGAAAUGCAAAAGAUAGAGAAAGCUAACUUGGAGAAGCGGCUUUUGGAGCUACUCGAGAAGGGGAAGAAUAUUGAUUUGGAGGAGUACGAACGGGCGAAGGAUGGCUUUCAGAAGAUCCAGGUAAAACUAAGAGAGAAAGAAGCAGAGCUGGUGGAAAGUAAAAGGCUUGUUGCUGAAAAGCAAGAUAUCAUAGCUCGGUUGGAACAUGACUUGGCAAACAGCAGAUCUGAACUAAAUGAAAAGGAGAUGAGAACUAAUGAUAGUCUUCAGAUUGAGGCCAAACUUAGAAUGGAACUUGACAAGCUGAAACUGGAACAUGACAAGCUCAGGAGAUUGCUUACUAUCCACAAGAAGAGGAACGAAGGCUGGACAAAAGAAAAGGAAGAACUGAUUAAAGAGAAGCAAUCUCUUUCGAAACAGUUGGAAGACUCUAAACAAGGGAAGAGACCUAUUGAUGCCUUGGCAAAAGAAAAGGAGGAGUUGAUUAAUGAGAAUCAAUCACUUUUGAAACAGUUGGAAGACUCUAAGCAAGGGAAGAGACCUGUGAUGGAUUCUGCUAAUGAUCAAGCAAUGAUAGAAAAGGAAAUGAAGAUACAGAUACUUAUGUCUACUCUGGACAAGGAAAGAGAAGAAGUGAGGAAAGAGAAAAUAAAGCGUGUCAGGACCGAGAAGGCAGUUGAAAGUCUUGUUAAAAAUGUUGCUCAGGAGAGAAAAAAAUUGGUGGAUGAGCUUGAGAAGUACAAAAAAGCUAAAGAACAACUUCAAGAGAGCACCACAGUUUCGGCGUCCCAACUGCCCCUUGAGAAUGUCUUGGAUGACCACAUGGCUUCUUAUCAAGCAGCUGUGAAGAACUUAGAGGUUGGAGUAGAUUCACUUAUUAACGAGGCUCCUGCUGUGGAUGUGCCACCUGUGACAACUUCUCCAGCUGGUAGGCAAGUUCAUCCUCAGGCUAUGAGCGCCCCAACUGGAGCAGAAACGGCUGGAGUGCCUUCACAAACUAGACCAGUAGAUGAUAGGGAAAAAAGACCCAUCUCCAAACCCAACGUUGAAUCCCGUAAAGGUGGAAGAAGGCUGGUCCGACCUCGUCUUGCACGUCCAGUGGGGGCUUGCGGUGAUGUUGAGAUGUCCGAGGUUGAAGCGUCCUCUAAUAAUGCUGAUUCAAAAGUAGUUACGCCUUCACAUGAUAGUGAGCCUGAAGCAAAUUUAGCUCCUACCAUCGCCAUUCAUACGUUAGUUCGCAAACGACCAGCUUCAUUGGCCUCAUCUGGAACACCAGAUGAGGGUAACAUUAAAGAGGAGCCUGGUUCCUCUAUGCCGAAGAAGUCAAAAGUUUUUGAUUGUCUCAACGAGAACAUUGCCGAAAUUGAAGAGAGAGUCGAUACCAAAACAGAUGAUGCUGUUGAUACUGCUUGUGAAGAGCCUGUUGAUUCCGAAAAGGAUGACAUUGUGCCGGCUGCAGGCGAAGAGACAAUUGAUUCUAAAAGGGACUACGGAGAUGCUACCAUCGAACAGUCAGCUCCUGAAGAGGUGAAGGAUUCAUUGUUAGAAGGUGAAUCUCAGAACGAGAUAAAUCCUUUGUCAGAAGAGUUGAUGGAUGAUAAGGUUCAAGACACAGAGGAGGAUAUUGAAGAAAGUAUGAGGGAUGGCGAGGAGCAAGAUCCUCAGCAGCAGCCCUUUGCCGCAGAAGUUGAAAAUGAUAGAGAGGAGGGGGAGUUGCCUUCUAAUUUGGCUGACCCCCAGAAUGACGGUGGUUUUGAUAUGAUUUUCGAGGCAGAAGAGAGUUUGGCCGAAUCUGUGAUAGCUCCCGGCGUAGAGGAUGAGGAGGCUGUACCUACCACUGAGGUGGUUCCCGAGGCUGUUUCUCCCGAAAUCUUAUUAUAUGAGAAAAAUGAAAUGGGUGAGUUAAUGGAAGAGACUGCUGAAGAUAAUGAUAAGUCUAACAGCGGUAAUGAAGAGGAAGGAGCUGUUGAUGAUAUCGAGCAUAGCCCUAAAGGUUCUUUUGGAGCAGGUGGGGUUGAGACCUCUUCAUCUUCCCCAACUGUUAACCUAGGCGAUCCGAAACAAGGUAACACUAAUGUCUCACCCAAGGCUGAAGGUGGAAAGGAAGAUUUGCCAGGUGGGUCUGUCUCGCCGAAGCCUGAAGGUGGAAAAGAGGAUUUGCCAGGUGUAUCUGGGAAUAGCUCGGCUAGAAUCAUUAACAUGAAUGAGAGAGCUAGAAGUGGGGCUGUGCUUAGACAGGCUGGAGUGGUAAGACAGGCUGGAGCCGCGUCUUCUCCUGUGACUAGAGGUCGGGGCAGAGCAGUGCUUAGUGCUGGCAGGACCUUAUCUACUGUUCGUGGUCGUGGCGUGCGUGCUCGAGGACGAGGUGGACGUGGCAAUGUGCAAGCACAGGAGGACAAAGAACAAAGCUGAGCUCAGUGUCACUUCGCUUUUACAUUUUGAUUUUCCUUCUCUUAGGUCAUGCCAGAGUUGUCUAAUCCAGCAUCCUGUCCAAGUUAGUCAGGUCUGUCAGGCAUUCAUCCAAUACAGUUAAGUGAUUGGGUAUCGGUUGUUUAAAUACUGUUACUAAGAAAACAAAACGGAAUCAGCAUGUAUGUAAUAUAUUCUUGGCAACAAUAAUAAGGUUUAUGUUGUCAGUAACUAGACACAAGAGAAACUAAAAAUAGGUUUGCUCAACUACAAAAGCAAACCAUCUGAUGAUGUAUAUAAAACAAAAGCUUCUUCUUU
Messenger RNA from Papaver somniferum (opium poppy), 6895 nucleotides. Its product is annotated as nuclear-pore anchor-like. Lineage: Eukaryota; Viridiplantae; Streptophyta; Magnoliopsida; Ranunculales; Papaveraceae. Bases 176 to 6580 code for a protein of 2134 amino acids. Gene Ontology annotation, molecular function: structural constituent of nuclear pore. The record is from RefSeq and is a predicted model, not a curated record. Gene Ontology annotation, cellular component: nuclear pore. Gene Ontology annotation, biological process: mRNA export from nucleus; protein import into nucleus. The transcript is spliced from 50 exons.